Messenger RNA from Dalotia coriaria, 2588 nucleotides. Its product is annotated as synaptic vesicle glycoprotein 2B-like. The transcript has 4 exons. Gene Ontology annotation, biological process: transmembrane transport. The coding region runs from base 494 to 2275 and encodes 593 amino acids. Gene Ontology annotation, cellular component: membrane. Gene Ontology annotation, molecular function: transmembrane transporter activity. The record is from RefSeq and is a predicted model, not a curated record. NCBI's taxonomy places the organism in Eukaryota, Metazoa, Arthropoda, Insecta, Coleoptera, Staphylinidae.
UUUAAACGCGCGCCCCGAACGCAGGCGUCAAUUACUUAACGCAGUUACACGACACGCGGACGGCGAAAACGUUGUCCCCGCCGAGCCGAAACCAACGCGAAAGUUCAACUUUUCAAAGCGUAAAACGUGCCUGAAUCAAAUAAAGUGCGCUGUGAUUAAAUUCUGUGCGAAUUCUCAACAAAAACACGUUUUUUUUCUCAUAAAUUUCUUAAAAAUUCUAACAAAAUGCUAGUUGUCAAGUUCAUCCACGAGAAAGAAUUAAUAAAAACUUUUAGCUGACGGACACUGUGUGUGUCACUAGUAAAUUAUUAAGUGUGAGUGUCUGUUCUUGUAAUUUCUAACCAGUUUCUUGGAUUUCGGAUAUUUUCAAGCAGUGUGUUUGUGUGCGUUUACGUUCAGUUUAACAAAAGAAUAACGAUUUGCUGCCUGUGAGCUGCCACUUUCGCCGUCCAGCGUCCGUACGGCCCCCGCCCCGCCGCCGCUCAAUCGUAGAAUGGUCGAAGGUGACCGCAGAGAGAAGUCUUCAAGCGAUACAGAUGUAAGUGACUCGCGCGUGCCGAACGGCUGCGGAUCCAAGGACCUGGAGCUGUCGAAGCUGCGCCGCACGCAGCAACCAACCACCACUUGUUUACCGGCGGUUGUACCGCCCCUGAAGACCAGUGCGCUUCCGGAUAAGGCGCAUAAUGGCGGCGGUGGCGGUGGCGGUGGCGGAGGGCAUGAUGCGGAACGUGGUGUUGUACCACCACCAGCGCCCCCUGGAGUCGGCAGUGAUAAAGCCGACUUUGAGGGUGCCAUUGAAGCGACCGGAUACGGCAAGUUUCAUUACUUGCUGUUGGCCGUCUGCGGCUUCGUGAGCACGUCGGAGGAGAUGGACGUCAUUUCGAUGUCGUUCAUCUUGCCGUCGGCGCAAUGCGACUUAAAUCUUAACACGCACACCAAGGGAUGGCUCAAUUCGAUCAUUUUCAUUGGAAUGAUGGUUGGUGCUUACGUGUGGGGCUCUGUGGCUGAUUCCAUCGGCCGGAAGAAGGUCCUCAUCGCGAUUUCGUUCAUGAAUGGCAUCUGUAUUGUCGCGUCGAGUUUCUCACAGACCUACGAACUGUUUAUGUUGUUUCGCUUCCUUAAUGGCGCAGCUUUAGGAGGAAGUGGACCAGUUAUCUGGUCAUAUUUCGCUGAAUUCCAACCGAAAGCAAAACGUGGAUCAAUGUUGUCAUUCAUGGCGGCGUUCUGGACGUUAGGCAACCUUUUUGUCGCCGCAUUAGCAUGGCUGAUCAUUCCUUCCGGUCUAGGGUACCACAGCGAUACAUUCCUGUACAAUUCCUGGCGUAUUUUCCUGUUGAUAUGCGCGGUACCAUCAUUUUUGGUAGCAGUCUUCCUCUUUUUCCUUCCUGAAAGCCCCAAGUUUUUAUUAACCUGUGGUAGGAGUGAAGAAGCAAUGGAGAUCUUCCGUAAAAUCUACCAGAUCAACACCGGAAAUGAUAAGAGUGACUACCCAGUCAAACAUCUUAUCUUAGACGAGACAAUGUGUCCUAAAGAACCUAAGAAACCUUUGAAGGGUAAAUACGUCAACAUGAUGGUGGACAUUUAUGACAACAGCCGGAUGUUAUUCAAAUCACCUUUACUACGGUUUACCUUCAUUUCUAUAACCAUCAACUUCACUUUCCACAUUGGUUACUAUGGAUUAAUGAUGUGGUUCCCUGAGUUAUUCAAUCGUUUCGAUGAGUAUUCCCGCAUGCAUCCAGGGGAAAGCGCGUCUGUUUGUGAAGUUACUGAAUAUGUGGUGGCCAUGGGUACCCAACAACAAGGCGGCGUGUGUAAUGAUAAAAUAGAAAGCGCUGUUUUCAUGGAAUCGUUAAUCACGGUGGCUGCUGCAAUUCCAAGCAAUAUUGUAGCUGUGUUAGGAAUGGAUAGACUUGGGAGGAAGUUCUUUUUGGUCUUCAGUACGUUCACUUCCGGUAUUUGUGCGGCGUCCAUGUAUCUUGUGCGUAACAAAGUGCACAAUCUGAUCGUCUCGGCUGUUUUCAGCAGUGUGAUAUCUUGCGGUAAUGCAGCGUUGGAUUGUCUCAUCACGGAAAUCUUUCCAACAAAUUUAAGAGCUACUGGUGUAGCAAUAUCAAUGGUGGCAGCACGUCUUGGUGGUAUUAUCGGCAAUAUUGUGAUAGCAAUGCUGUUGGACAUGUACUGCCCAGCGCCGACGUUCAUUGUGGCGGCGCUCCUCAUCGGGGGCGGUUUGCUAUGCCUGUUUUUGCCAAACACGACGCGCGCGCCCCUGUCUUGAUCCUCAGAACUCACAUUAGUUAUACGUAUGCGAGGCACACCGCAAUCACGUAUUUUUUUUAGCUAUUUUAAUAAGUUAUGAUUAUAUGUUUUGACUGUGCGACACCGAGCGUGUCAGCUAAUUUUAUCGCGCAUUGAAUUUAUUCAUUUUGAUGAAAUCCUGUUGUUACCGAUUUACCGAACAUAAUUUAUUUCAUAGGUCUUUUAUUGUUAGAAUAUUUAUAAAUACACAAAUUGUAAAAUAGCAUGCGCGAAUAUAAUAAUAUUGUAAUAAUUGAUUUAAUAAAAUACAAAAUAUUUUACAUUACCAACAA